AUGGAAACGAUAUACGAUGAGAUAGAAAUAGAAGAUUUCACCUUCGACCCAAUAACGCAGUUGUUCCAAUACCCGUGUCCCUGUGGUGACAAGUUCGCGGUCGGCAUAGAUGAUCUUCAAGAUGGUGAGGACAUAGCCAUCUGCCCCUCUUGUUCCCUCAUGGUUCGAGUGGUGUUCGACCCAGAAGACUUGAAAGAGUACUAUGACCAAUUGGACUGA
Molecule: messenger RNA, 219 nt
Organism: Dujonia railenensis
Lineage: Eukaryota; Fungi; Ascomycota; Pichiomycetes; Serinales; Debaryomycetaceae
Source: the annotation of a GenBank genome assembly